Messenger RNA from Nomascus leucogenys (northern white-cheeked gibbon), 6821 nucleotides. RefSeq names its product KIAA0319 ortholog. The record is from RefSeq and is a predicted model, not a curated record. Gene Ontology annotation, biological process: negative regulation of dendrite development; neuron migration. NCBI's taxonomy places the organism in Eukaryota, Metazoa, Chordata, Mammalia, Primates, Hylobatidae. Gene Ontology annotation, cellular component: plasma membrane; cytoplasmic vesicle.
CUGAAUCACUGGCGCGCGCUUUCCCCGAGCCUGCAGAAGCUGCCGCGGGCGGUGGGCGGGGAUCCCCCGGGGGUGCAAACUUGCUCCACCUGUGCUGCCCUCGGCGGGCCUGGCUGACCACGCGCAGAGCGGCUGCCGCGAUAGCUGUCACUGCCGGAGGUGACAGCGCAGCAGUAGCUUCAGCCUGUCUUGGGCUUGGUCCAGAUUCGCUCCUCUGGGGCUACGUCCCGGGGAAGAGAAAGCGAGGAUUUUGCUGGGGUGGGGCUGUACCUCUAACAGCAGGUGCGCGCGCGAGGGUGUGAACGUGUGUGUGUGUGUGUAAGACCUGCGAUGACGACGAGGAGGAACAAGUGGGACGGCGAGUGAUGCUCAGGGCCAGCAGCACCGAAUGGGGCGAGCUUCAGUGUCGCCAGCAGUGACCCCAGUUCUUGAGGCCAAAUCUGGCUCCUAAAAAACAUCAAAGGAAGCUUGCACCAAACGCUCUUCAGGGCCGCCUCAGAAGCCUGCCAUCACCCACUGCGUGGUGCAGAAUGGCGCCCCCCACAGGUGUGCUGUCUUCAUUGCUGCUGCUGGUGACAAUUGCAGGUUGUGCCUGUAAGCAGUGCAGCGAGGGGAGGACAUAUUCCAAUGCAGUCAUUUCGCCUAACUUGGAAACCACCAGAAUCAUGCGGGUGUCUCACACCUUCCCUGUCGUAGACUGCACGGCUGCUUGCUGUGACCUGUCCAGCUGUGACCUGGCCUGGUGGUUCGAGGGCCGCUGCUACCUGGUGAGCUGCCCCCACAAAGAGAACUGUGAGCCCAAGAAGAUGGGCCCCAUCAGGUCUUAUCUCACUUUUGUGCUCAGGCCUGUUCAGAGGCCUGCACAGCUGCUGGACUAUGGGGACAUGAUGCUGAACAGGGGCGCCCCCUCGGGGAUCUGGGGGGACUCACCUGAGGAUAUCAGAAAGGACUUGCCCUUUCUAGGCAAAGACUGGGGCCUAGAGGAGAUGUCAGAGUACUCAGAUGACUACCGGGAGCUGGAGAAGGACCUCUUGCAACCCAGUGGCAAGCAGGAGCCCAGAGGGAGUGCCGAUGACACGGACUGGGGCCUACUGCUGGGCAGCGAGGGGGGCUUCAACUCCUCUGCUGGAGACAGCCCUGCGGUGCCAGCGGAGAUGCAGCAGGACCCCAAGCUCCAUUACCUGAAUGAGUCGGCUUCAACCCUUGCCCCAAAACUCCCUGAGAGAAGUGUGUUGCUUCCCUUGCCGACUACUCCAUCUUCAGGAGAGGUGUUGGAGAAAGAAAAGGCUUCUCAGCUCCAGGAACAAUCCAGCAACAGCUCUGGAAAAGAGGUUCUAAUGCCUUCCCAUAGUCUUCCUCCAGCAAGCCUGGAGCUCAGCUCAGCCACCGUGGAGAAAAGCCCAGUGCUCACAGUCACCCCGGGGAGUACAGAGCACAGCAUCCCAACACCUCCCACUAGCACAGCCCCCUCUGGGUCCACCCCAUCUGAGCUACCCAUAUCUCCUACCAGUGCUCCCAGGACAGUGAAAGAACUUACGGUAUCGGCUGGAGAUAACCUAAUUAUAACUUUACCCGACAAUGAAGUUGAACUGAAGGCCUUUGUUGCGCCAGCGCCACCUGCAGAAACAACCUACAACUAUGAAUGGAGUUUAAUAAGCCACCCUAUAGACUACCAAGGUGAAAUAAAACAAGGACACAAGCAAACUCUUAACCUCUCUCAAUUGUCCGUCGGACUUUAUGUCUUCAAAGUCGCUGUUUCUAGUGAAAAUGCCUUUGGAGAAGGAUUUGUCAAUGUCACUGUUAAGCCUGCCAGAAGAGUCAACCUGCCACCUGUAGCAGUUGUUUCUCCCCAACUGCAAGAGCUCACUUUGCCUUUGACGUCAGCCCUCAUUGAUGGCAGCCAAAGUACAGAUGAUACUGAAAUAGUGAGUUAUCAUUGGGAAGAAAUAAACGGGCCCUUCAUAGAAGAGAAGACUUCAGUUGACUCUCCCAUCUUACGCUUGUUUAACCUUGAUCCUGGUAACUAUAGUUUCAGGUUGACUGUUACAGACUCGGACGGAGCCACUAACUCUACAACUGCAGCCCUAAUAGUCAACAGUGCUGUGGACUACCCACCGGUUGCUAAUGCAGGACCAAAUCACACCAUAACUUUGCCCCAAAACUCCAUCACUUUGAAUGGAAAUCAGAGCAGUGACGAUCACCAGAUUGUCCUCUAUGAGUGGUCCCUGGGUCCUGGGAGUGAGGGCAAACAUGUGGCCAUGCAGGGAGUACAGACGCCAUACCUUCAUUUAUCUGCAAUGCAGGAAGGAGAUUAUACAUUUCAGCUGAAGGUGACAGAUUCUUCAAGGCAACAGUCUACUGCUGUGGUGACUGUGAUUGUCCAGCCUGAAAACAAUAGCCCUCCAGUGGCUGUGGCCGGCCCUGAUAAAGAGCUGAUCUUCCCAGUGGAAAGUGCUACCCUGGAUGGGAGUAGCAGCAGCGAUGACCACGGCAUUGUAUUCUAUCACUGGGAGCACAUCAGAGGCCCCAGUGCAGUGGAGAUGGAAAAUAUUGACAAAGCAAUAGCCACUGUGACUGGUCUUCAGGUGGGGACCUACCACUUCCGUUUGACAGUGAAAGACCAGCAGGGACUGAGCAGCACGUCCACCCUCACUGUGGCUGUGAAGAAGGAAAAUAAUAGUCCUCCCAGAGCCCAGGCUGGUGGCAGACAUGUUCUUGUGCUUCCCAAUAAUUCCAUUACUUUGGAUGGUUCGAGGUCUACUGAUGACCAAGGAAUUGUGUCCUAUCUGUGGAUCCGGGAUGGCCAGAGUCCAGCAGCUGGAGAUGUCAUCGAUGGCUCUGACCGCAGUGCGGCUCUGCAGCUUACGAAUCUGGUGGAGGGGGUGUACACUUUCCACUUGCGAGUCACCGACAGUCAGGGGGCCUCGGACACAGACACUGCCACUGUGGAAGUGCAGCCAGACCCUAAGAAGAGUGGCCUGGUGGAGCUGACCCUGCAGGUUGGUGUUGGGCAGCUGACGGAGCAGCGGAAGGACACCCUUGUGAGGCAGCUGGCUGUGCUGUUGAACGUGCUGGACUCGGACAUUAAGGUCCAGAAGAUUCGGGCCCACUCGGAUCUCAGCACCGUGGUUGUGUUUUAUGUACAGAGCGGGCCGCCUUUCAAGGUUCUCAAAGCUGCUGAAGUGGCCCGAAAUCUGCACAUGCGGCUCUCAAAGGAGAAGGCUGACUUCUUGCUUUUCAAGGUCUUGAGGGUUGAUACAGCAGGUUGCCUUCUGAAGUGUUCUGGCCAUGGUCACUGUGACCCCCUCACAAAGCGCUGCAUUUGCUCUCAGUUAUGGAUGGAGAACCUUAUACAGCGUUAUAUCUGGGAUGGAGAGAGCAACUGUGAGUGGAGUAUAUUCUAUGUGACAGUGUUGGCCUUUACUCUUAUUGUGCUAACAGGAGGUUUCACUUGGCUUUGCAUCUGCUGCUGCAAAAGACAAAAAAGGACUAAAAUCAGGAAAAAAACAAAGUACACCAUCCUGGAUAACAUGGAUGAACAGGAAAGAAUGGAACUGAGGCCCAAAUAUGGUAUCAAGCACCGAAGCACAGAGCACAACUCCAGCCUGAUGGUAUCCGAGUCUGAGUUUGACAGUGACCAGGACACAAUCUUCAGCCGAGAAAAGAUGGAGAGAGGGAAUCCAAAGGUUUCCAUGAAUGGUUCCAUCAGAAAUGGAGCUUCCUUCAGCUAUUGCUCAAAGGACAGAUAAUGGCGCAGUCCGUUGUAAAGUGGAAGGACCGCACAGGAAUCCUUGAAUCCAGGACCAGUCAGUGGGAGUUACAGCACAAAACCCACUCUUUUAGAAUAGUUCAUUGACCUCCUUCCCCAGUGGGCUAGAUGUGUAUCCCCACGUACUAAAAGACCGGUUUUUGAAGGCACAAAACAAAAACGUUGCUCUUUUAACUGAGAUGCUUGUUAAUAGAAAUAAAGGCUGGGUAAAACUCUAAGGUAUAUACUUAAAAGAGUUUUGUGUUUUUGUAGCUGGCACAAUCUCAUGUUAAAGAUGAACAACUAUUUCUAUCUGUAGAACCUUAGAGAAGGUGAAUUAAACAAGGUUUUAAAGAGGGAUGAUUUCUGUCUUAGCCGCUGUGAUUGCCUCUAAGGAACAGCAUUCUAAACACGGUUUCUCUUGUAGGACCUGCAGUCAGAUGGCUGUGUAUGUUAAAAUAGCUUGUCUAAGAGGCAUGGGUUGUCUUCUGUGGAGCACGUGUAGCAAGCUUUCUAUGCUGACGGCAAUACUCACACAGUGCCAAGCCCUCCUGGUUUUUAAUUCUGUGCUAUGUCAACGGCAGUUUUCAUCUCUCUCAAGAAAGCAGCUCUUGGCCAUUCAAGAGCUAAGGAAGAAUUGUAUUCUAAGGACUGAGGCAAUAGAAAGGGGAGGAGGAGCUUAAUGCCAUGUAGGUUGAAGGUAGCAUUGUAACAUUAUCUUUUCUUUCUCUAAGAAAAACUACACUGACUUCUCUCGGUGUUGUUUAGCAGUGUAGUUCUCUAAUGCAAACUGAUCCCCAGUUUACAUUAAAUGCAAUAGAAGUGAUUAAUUCAUUAAACAUUUAUUAUGUUCUGUAGGCUGUGCAUUUGGACUGCCAUAGAUAGGGAUAACGACUCAGCAAUUAUGUAUAUAUUCCAAAACUCUGAAAUACAGUCAGUCUUAACUUGGAUGGCGUGGUUAUGAUACUCUGGUCCCCGACAGGUACUUUCCAAAAUAACUUGACAUAGAUGUAUUCACUUCAUAUGUUUAAAAAUACAUUUAAGUUUUUCUACCAAAUAAAUCUUAUUUCAAACAUGAAAGACAAUUAAAACAUUCCCACCCACAAAGCAGUACUCCAGAGCAAUUAACUGGAGUUAAUUGUAGCCUGCUACGUUGACUGGUUCAGGGUAGUUCCCCAUCUGCCCUUGGUCCUGAGGCUGGUGGCCUUGGUGGCGCCCUUGGCAUUCUUUGUGGGAAGAUUAGAAUGAGAGAUAGAACCAGUGUUGUGGCACCAAGUGUGACCACACCUAAACAAUAUCCUGUUGCACAACGCUUUUGUAACACAUGGGAAAACUAGGAUUGCAUUACUGAUUAAGAAGCAAGGUAUUUCAACCACCAGGGCAGGAGUGCCAGAGAAAAUGUUUCCCCAUGGGCUCUUAAAAAAAAUUCAGCUUUUAGGUGCUUUUGUCAUCUCCCGGAGUAUUCGUCCUCAUGGGACCAUCUUAUUUUUACUUAUUGUAAUUUACUGGGGAAAGGCAGAACUAAAAAGUGUGUCAUUUUAUUUUUAAAAUAAUUGCUUUGCUUAUGCCUACACUUUCUGUAUAACUAGCCAAUUCAAUACUGUCUAUAGUGUUAGAAGGAAAAUGUGAUGUUUUUUUUUUUUUUUUUUUUUUUUUUUUUUUUACCAAUAUUGAGCUUCAUAAGCCUAGAAUCUGCCUUAUCAAGUGACCAGGGUUAUGGUUUUUUGCAUGCAAAUGUGAAUUUCUGGCAAAGGGGACAGCAGCCCAAAUGUAAAGUCAUCGGGCGUAACAAGGAAGAAGAGAGUGAACAUUUACAGCUUUAUGUACAUAACAUAUGCAUUUUACAUACUCAAUUGAUCCUUAUAAUCAACCUUGAAGAGGAGAUACUAUUAUUCUUAUGUUGCAGAUAGCGCUCUGAAGGCCCAGAGAGGUUAAGUAACUUCCCAGAGGUCACGGCCAAGAAGUAGUGGCUCCAAGAACUGAAUGCAAAUUUUUUAAACUGUGGAGUUCUGCUUUCCACUACACAAAGAACUCCUGCCUUGAUGGAUGGAGGGCAAAUUCUGGUGGAACUUUUGGGCCACCUGAAAGUUCUAUUCCCAGGACUAAGAGAAAUUCCUUUUAAUGGGUCCAGAGAGCCAAGGACAGAGGGAGAGAUGGCCUGUGUAGUCUCCUGUGCAUCACACUCGAGCCACCCCUCCCUCUAGGUUUGCAAUGGACUUCUUCUGCCCCUCCUCCUUUUCUGUCCUUGGCCAUUUCAGCCUGGCCUCUCUGAUCCAUCACAGAAGGAUCUUGAAUCUCUGGGAAAUCAAACAUCACAGUAGUGAUCGGAAAGUGGGUCCUGUCUUGUUACCCCAUUUCUCAUCAGAACAAAGCACGAGAUGGAAUGACCAACCAGCAUUCUUCAUGGUGGACUGCUUAUCAUUGAGGAUCUUUGGGAGAUAAAGCACGCUAAGAGCUUUGGACAGAGAAAAAGAGGCCCUAGAAUAUGGGAGUGGGUGUUUGUAGGGCUCACAGGCUAACAAGCACUUUAGUUGCUGGUUUACAUUCAGUGAAGGAGGAUUCAUACCCAUGGCAUUACAAGGCUAAGCAUGUGUAUGACUAAAGGACUAUCUGAAAAACAUGCAGCAAGGUAAGAAAAUGUACCACUCAACAAGCCAGUGAUGCCACCUUUUGUGCGCGGGGAGGAGAGUGACUACCAUUGUUUUUGUGUGACAAAGCUAUCAUGGACUAUUUUAAUCUUGGUUUUAUUGCUUAAAAUGUAUUAUUUUUCCCUAUGUGUUGACAAGGUAAUAUCACACUAUUAAAUAUAUGCACUAAUCUAAAUGUGUCUGUAUUUUCUGUAAUGCUUAUUUUUAGGGGGAAAUUUGUUUUCUUUAUGCUUCAGUGUAGAGGGAUUUCCCUUGAGUAUAGGUCAGCAAACUGUGGCCUGCAGCCUGUGUGUGCACGCCCCAUGAGCCAAAAAGUGGGUCUUAUGUUUUCAAAUGCUUAAAAAUAAAUAAAAAAAUUUGAAACAUGUGAAAUAUAUGAAAUUCAGAUUUGUGUUCAUAAAUAAAGUUUUAUUGGAACAUACCCA